Molecule: messenger RNA, 1104 nt
Organism: Symbiodinium sp. CCMP2592
Lineage: Eukaryota; Dinophyceae; Suessiales; Symbiodiniaceae
Source: the annotation of a GenBank genome assembly
AUGGCAGCAUCUGGCAGCUGCUUCUCAAGGGAUAUGGCUGCUGGGUCAGCUGAAGAGAAGUCGCUCACGGAGGGGGCGCCACGCAUCAAGUUCGCAUGCCACCCUUCUGCCGGAGAUGCAGAACAAAAGCUCGGGUCCCUGUUCUCGGAGUUUCGCAGCCUCUGCGAGGCGCUGUCGCAUGCUGCGGUCAUGCUGGAGGAGAUUGGCGCAGCGCCCAUUUUGCCUGAUGGUUUCGUCGCUGGCAACUGCUCCGCGCUGCUGCAGGGAGCAGCAGAGGAGAUGCUUCUUGUGACAAGAUCAGGGAAGGAUGCAGGUGUGCGGCCCAGUGAAUCAGACUUCGUGGCUGUCCAAUCCUUCGAUUGGAACGAGUGGAGCUGCUGUUUUUGCCCUGCAAAGAUGGGGGCAAAGCCCACGUCUGACACGCCGUUGCACUGGGCUUGCAUCAUGAAAGCCGCGGAGACAUUUAGCUGGCCUGAGCGGCCACUGGUUGCCUUGCACGGGCAUGCUCUUGCCGAGAAGGAGGGUCUGGAGAAGGCCAAAGCACUGAAGCUUCCAAUCAGUCACGAGGAGACGCUCUUCAGCACGCCAGAGGACGUUGAUGCCCUGAUGGAAUUGUUCAAAGUCUUCCCGUACCCGGAGAACAAGGUGUUCAUCCGCAAGGGAUUCAAGCUGUCGCUCUUCAAGGAGCUGGUGCGCAACAAGUCCUUUGCGAGCAGCGAGACUUCGCACUCGACGACACCUGGAUUCAAACUCGGGACAGUGGCUGAUGCCGAAGAGGUCCUUGGAGCCCCGGAGGCAGUCGAGAGCAGGCCAUGCUGGUCGAAACUGACUGAUGCGCUGCUUCAGUACCUCGGCGACUUUGCAGAGUGGUGGGUGUCGCCCUACAUUUUGCCAGAGGAAGAAGAAAGUGACGAUGAGGAGGAGGACCAGGAGGCGGCCUUGUUGAAGCGGAAGGCAUCGAGGUUGGAGAGACCGGUGCUGGAUCGAAUCGUCAACAGCAACGGUUUCGAGGACUCACCAAGCGCAAACCCACGAGCAUGCCAAGAGCAUUCUUUUCGAUUUCGCCUGCAGCGCAUGAAUCAACCAAAACAUCAAGAGCUCUAG